Leptopilina boulardi is the source of this 2477-nucleotide messenger RNA. Its product is annotated as putative ankyrin repeat protein RF_0381. The coding region runs from base 251 to 2353 and encodes 700 amino acids. Lineage: Eukaryota; Metazoa; Arthropoda; Insecta; Hymenoptera; Figitidae. The record is from RefSeq and is a predicted model, not a curated record. Gene Ontology annotation, molecular function: protein binding. The transcript has 4 exons.
ACUCGACAGUUGAUUGGCAAAAUUCAACAACGUACAUAAUCGUAAUGAUUGGAUCGUCUGAUUAUCUCGGAGUUAUUAACUCGGGGAUAAUUGGAGUAAUCGAGUUGUUUAUAAAUUAUAAUAUAUUUUUUUUAAAUGGAUAACUCAAGUGAACACGAAUGUCAACUACAACUAAUUUUAUAGGAAAUAAUUUUCUCGUUAAGAGAGGGACGUUUCAUUUUCUUAAUUUGAAGAAAUCAAUUUUUCCAAAAUGGACAUAGACACUGUGUACAGAAAUUACGUGGAAGCUGAGGGAAAAUUAUAUCGAAAUAUUAUUACCUUCCUUCAAAAUAGAGAUCAGACACUUCUUAAAGAAACAUUAAAAACACAGCCACAAAUUGCUCUCUACAAAGAUAAUUGUACAAAUGAAACUCUUCUUCAUUAUGUCGUUCAAUUUGGUACUAUUGAAACAGCAAAUUGUUUACUUCAUCUUGGCGCUGAUAUUAAUGCUCAAGAUAUCGUAGGAAGAACUCCACUCUAUCGUGCUGUUGAAUUUAAUUCAGAAAUGGUAAAAUUUUUACUGAAAAAUGAAGCUGCAGUUAAUAUUUCUUCUCAGGGUAAAACAUUACUUCAACAAGCUUUAAAUUAUGGUUCAACAGACACUGUUUGUUUUAUUUUAAGUAAAAUGUUUACUGAAUUUUCAAAUAACGAAAAUUUCAAUUCAAUUAAAAACGAUGAAAAAUGUUGGAAAAUUGUUAAAUUUCUUCUAAAUUAUAAAAUUGAAUUAAAUAGUCCGGGUAAUUUAUUUUCACUUUUAUUAUUUUUUAUUCUCAAAAAUGGUGGUGAAGAAAUAUUUCAACUUGUUUUAGAGAAUAAUUGUUUUAAUCUUGAUGCACAAUGUUUAUUUGGACAUACAAUGCUUCAUUGGGCUAUUCAAUUGGAUAAAUAUAAUUGUAUAAAGUGUCUUUUAAAUAUGGGUGCAAAUAUUAAUGCUGAAGGUGCAAAUGGUGUAACUGCAUUACAUCAUGCUGUGAGAAAAAAGAAUAGUCAACUUGUUUCUUAUCUUUUGUCACGUGGUGCAAAUGUAAAUAAAACAACAAAAGAUGAUAAAUAUUCACCACUUCAUUAUGCAUUAGUUGUUGAUGAUGAUGAAAUUAUUAAGAAACUCAUAAAUGCUGGCGCUGAUAUUAAAGCAAAAUUUGGCUCACCAUUGGAAAAUUCAUCGGUAUUGAAUUUAGUUUGUGGAUGUAGUUCAUUGAGGCAACGUCUUUCAUUUUCAAUGAGUAAUACAAUUGAUGUGAAUUCAUUAUUUUCUGGGAGGAAUCUUGUUUUUAAUAAGGAGAAAAUAAAAUUUUUAAUUGAAAUGGGCGCCGAUAUUGAGGUGAGCGAGGAAAAUUAUAAUGGCAAUGAAUUGACGCCAAUGCAACGUGCAUGUGAGGCAGGACGAAUGGAUAUUGUGGAACUUCUUGUUUCAUGUGGUGCUGAUGUUAAUAGUAGAAAUAAUGAAGGAAUGACAAUGAUUCAUCAUGCUGUACUUGGAAUGAAUUUAGAUAUUGUUGAAUUUCUUUUACAACGUGGUUUAGAUGUUAAUGCAUUGGAUCACUUUAAUCGUACUCCACUUUAUCAUCUUGUUAAAUUACAUUCAAAUGACGUGAUACCGAUGAUUGAAUUUUUAAUUGACAAUGGUGCUGAUGUUAAUAUCUGCAACAAGGAAGAAAUCAGUUCAACGGCAGGUGCAGGACCACUUCACGUUGCCGUCAAACAAGAACGUUUAAAUGUCAUUGAAUGUUUAUUAUAUUUUAAUGCCGAUAUUACUGCACUUAAUGGAAAUCGUGAACGACCACUUGAAUCAAGUUAUUCAUACACUGAAUUUAUAACAAGAAGAACGGAAAUUGUAAUUGCAUUUAUGGCAAUGAAAAAUAUUGAAGUUAAUUAUUUCGAUGAUAUGGAAAUUGAUGAAGAUGAUGAAACAUUUUUGGAAUUAAAUGGCAAUCGUAAUAUGGCAUAUUUUUAUUAUCGUAAAUGUCAAGUGGAAAUAAUAAAAAUGAAACAAAAAAAAAUUUGCGACGAAAGAAAUAUAACAUUCUAUGAUUUUCUUGUUAAUGAUUUAAUGCGUGUUACAAUUUCGGCAAGAUAUAAAAAAAUUCUCGAAAUUCUUGAUUUAAAUAAAUAUCAAUUUGAAUUUCCUUGUUAUUUUUUUUUAUUAAAAAAACGAAUUGAAAGAAUUAAAAAAAUGCUUCAAAUACAAGAUUCAGUGAUAUGUUUAUUUCAAAAUUUUGUAAAUAUUGAAUUGCCAAUAAUUGUUAUUGAUAAAAUAUUUGAGAAUUUUAGUGCGAGGGAUUUUAGAAAUAUUGCACGAAUUCUUUUAUUAUAGGGUUGAGAAAAAAAUUUUAUUAAAAAAAAUUGUAAAUUGACUUUUCUUGAUAAUUGAAGCGAAUUCUAACUUAUUUAAUCGUGUGGUUUAUUAUUAUUAAUAAAAUUAUUAUUAUUACUAUUAA